Messenger RNA from Cooperia oncophora, 1647 nucleotides. The record is from the annotation of a GenBank genome assembly. Lineage: Eukaryota; Metazoa; Nematoda; Chromadorea; Rhabditida; Trichostrongylidae.
AUGGUUUUCAAGAUACAAGGAUGUGUUUUCGAAGAUGCAAAGCAGCUUUCUGAAAGCACCAAGGCACGUGCUGCCAAGAGAUGUGACAGAAAUUGGGUUCACCGAGACGGUGGACAUACUCAAGCAGUUGUUUGUCAAUGUCUGAAACUAGAGAAGAGCCCUUCAGAAGACUUCCUUACGUAUACCGGUCGAGUGAAUGAAUUUUGCGAGAGAGCAAAGAUUCACGAGUUAGACGGCAUCAAAUGCUUGCUGUGGAUUUUCGGGCUGAAGUCACAGCAGGAGGCAGAGAUCAGGCAGAGGCUGAUCACAAUACUGGAUAGAGACUACAAAGCAGGCAAAACGGUCUCACUGCAACAAUUGCAUCAGGAGUGCGAAAACUUCUUAAGCCUUAAGAGAGACAGUGAAGUUGUCGCCGGAACUAUGAAACUAGUGGAAGCCACGUCCGUCCAGAAGCGAAAGGAAAUAGAAUGUUGGAACUGCGAAGGCAAACGUGCUAGUGGAUGCCAAGCAAAACCGUGGUUCUGCAAGAAGUGCAGGAAGGUCGGUCACAAGGAAAAGUUUUGUGACACUUUACGACAAAAGAAGACUGCGGGUCGCACAGAGGCGACGCAGAAAACUCAGCAUACUAAAGAGAAGUUCUCGAGGAACAGAAACAACAGAGGUCCGAGAAAACAAGUACGAAUCGUCAAGAUUGCAAAUGCAGCAGUUCAGGCAAACUCUUCCCGUGUGUACAUCGACGCUGUAGUGAACAACUACUCAGUCAAAUUUCUUCUCGAUACUGGAUCAGACAUCACGUUACUGAACGAGAAGAUUUGGAAGAAGAUGGGCUCCCCAGCAUUGGAAAAGACCAAUAUAGUCGUGAAAAACGCAAGUGGAGAUACCAUGAAGAUAUAUGGAAAGCUUAAAUGCAAGAUUACCAUGAAAGGUGUCACUACUGAAGGAGACGCCUAUGUGACGCCGCACAACUCACUCUUGGGUCUCGAAUGGAUUCGAGCAAAUGAGAAUUUGAUGUACCACAUAGAAAUGAUGGCUGCUGAAGUGAAGGCCAACUGUAACCCCAGACGUGAAGAAGAGUUGAAGAAAACAUUCCCGGAUGUUUUCGAAGAAGGUGUAGGACGCUGCACCAAGGAAGAAGUCAAUACGUUGAAGAGAGGAUUUAGAAAACUCAAAGGGGAAGAGAAACCGUCAGAGGACAAGUUCAAUGUUAUGCUGCAAGCACACCGAACCACCCCACACAGAUGUCUUGAGGACAGAACCAAAUCAUCAGCAUGGUCGUACGUCGAAGAAAAUCGCUGGAAGAUGAAGGAAUUCAAAAAGGGAGACGACGUGUAUGUUCAGGUGUGGAAAGCCCCACACUUCACAUGGAAGCAAGGAGUUGUCGCAAAACGACUUGGGAAAGUUAACUAUGAGGUCGUCGUGGAAGGAAGGCUGAUGCGGAAACACGCAAAUCAAUUACGACAUAGCAAUACAGGGACAAGCUGUAGUGGUGAAGACAAUUCCUUGAAAACCCUGCUCGACGUGUUAGAAUUGGACGACAAUUGGCUAAGAAGCAACGACGAGACUGCUAGUGACUUGGACGUCAACACCGCUCUACCGUGCUCUCCAGAACAUCAAUGCGACGAUCGACUAGAAUACGAAGACCUGUGA